This is a messenger RNA of Antrostomus carolinensis (chuck-will's-widow), 713 nucleotides long. Its product is annotated as muscleblind-like protein 2. Gene Ontology annotation, molecular function: metal ion binding; RNA binding. Gene Ontology annotation, cellular component: cytoplasm; nucleoplasm. The record is from RefSeq and is a predicted model, not a curated record. Gene Ontology annotation, biological process: regulation of RNA splicing. The transcript has 2 exons. NCBI's taxonomy places the organism in Eukaryota, Metazoa, Chordata, Aves, Caprimulgiformes, Caprimulgidae. The annotation marks the transcript as partial.
UUGAAGGACCUUGGCUUAAAACUGUUGCAUCCGCGAUACAAUCGACAAGCCCGCGUGUUUUACAGACAGAAAUGUGACUGAGCAUGGUUUUUCCCAGCCAAAAGUCUACAAAUGGGACUUAAUGAUUGAUGACUGACUGCUUGCUGAUAAACUUUCUCUGUUUAUUCUGCUUUGUGUGCGUUGGACAUCAUUAAUCAUCCCCCACUUUUUUUUUUAAACUUUCUUUUCAAUUGGAAUUGAAAUUAUUUUUUUUCUGGGGUUUUUUGGUUUUGUUUUUUUCUUUUUCUCUUCCUUCCCUUUGUCAUUAUUUUUGGAAAUUUCUUUGGCAUAAUUCACUUGACAGCAAUUUACAAAUUGAAAAUCAGCUUUUCAUCAUGGCUUUGAAUGUUGCUCCUGUAAGAGAUACAAAAUGGCUAACACUAGAAGUGUGCAGGCAAUUUCAGAGGGGAACUUGUUCACGCUCUGAUGAAGAAUGCAAAUUUGCACACCCCCCUAAAAGUUGCCAGGUUGAAAAUGGAAGAGUUAUUGCCUGCUUUGAUUCCUUAAAGGGUCGUUGUACAAGGGAGAACUGCAAGUACCUUCAUCCGCCAACACAUUUAAAAACUCAGCUGGAAAUCAAUGGCAGGAACAACUUAAUCCAACAAAAAACUGCAGCAGCAAUGCUUGCCCAGCAAAUGCAGUUCAUGUUUCCAGGGACACCGAUACAGCCAGUG